AAUCGCAGCGCAGCGCCACACACCGCUCUGGCUCUGUGCUCCCGUCUGCAUUUCCAGCCUCGGCAUUCCCGUUUGGGUUUGCAAUCCAUCACGCAGGCUCUCAUGCGGGCCAAAGCGCUGUUUUGGUCAAGCCUUUGCCGAGACGAGCGCCGAGACGAGCCGCCAUGGCGAGCCACAAGACCAUUCUCGUCACCGGGGCUGCGGGAUUCAUCGGGUCCCACCUGGCCAUCCACUUGACAACCCACUUUCCGCACUACAACAUCAUCGCCUUUGACAAAAUGGACUACUGUUCGUCGCUGAGGCUCCUGGAGCCCCUAUUGGAACGGCCCAACUUUUGUUUCGUCAAGGGCGACAUCACCUCGCCGGACUUUGUGUCGUACAUUCUUGUCGACAAGAAGGUCGAUAUCAUCAUGCAUUUGGCGGCGCAGAGCCACGUCGACAACUCGUUCGGCGACUCAUUCGAGUUCACCAAGAACAACAUCAUGGGCACUCAUGUGCUGCUGGAGGCCUCGCGCAAGUAUGGCAAGAUCGAACGCUUCAUUCAUGUCAGCACCGAUGAAGUGUAUGGUGCGAUAGACCGAUCCGAGCCCGACAGCAGGGAAAACUCGAUCCUGGAGCCAUCCAAUCCCUACUCGGCCACCAAGGCCGCGGCCGAAUGCCUCGUCAAGGCCUAUUUCAAGUCCUUCCACACCCCCGUGAUCGUCACCCGCAGUAACAACGUCUAUGGACCCAGCCAGUAUCCCGAGAAGGUCAUUCCAAAGUUUAUAUGCGCUCUGAUGAAAGGCCGCAAGCUCCCCAUCCACGGAAACGGAUCCAACUCCCGCCACUAUCUCUAUGUCACCGACACCGUUCAAGCCCUAACGACCAUUCUGGAGCUCGGCCAGAUCGGCGAGACGUACAACAUCGGAAGCGAGUUUGAGAUCAGCAACCUGAGGCUCGCCAAGUAUCUCAUCCGCCAGUGCGGUAUCGCCAGCGACGAGGCCGAAGCCGAGAAGUGGCUCGAGUUUGUCGAGGACCGAGCCUUCAAUGACAUGCGAUAUGCCAUUGACUCGGCCAAGCUCAAGUCGCUGGGGUGGUCGCCGCAGGUGACCUUUGAGGACGGCAUUCAGCGGACGAUCGACUGGUACAGACAUAACCUUGAUACCUGGUGGGACGAGGAUAUAUCCGCGGCCUUGGUUGCCCAUCCCCUCCGGAAGCUGCCGAAUGCAUAGCGACGAAAGCCCUGCCUGGUCCCGGUCCAGGUUGCGCAGGACAGGUGCUGUGCAAGCGCCGAGAAGCCACUACUCCUCCAAGUAUUGCGUCCAUGGGCGUGUUGUCAAAUGAGUGCUGCUCGAGCGCCGCAUGACGAGCGACUGACAGCCGCCAACUGGCAAUACAAUCGUCUUGCCUUCAUCAUGCCUGCGGGGGAGGGGCUGUGUCGCUGGCAAUCCAUAUGCAAGCCCGUGAUCCGUGCAGACGAGCCUGCGGUUUCCAAAUCUGUUUGCAGAUGCCCCGGACGAUGUCGAGCCGGCAGGAGGUCGAAGAGAGACACAAUCUGCGAUGGUGCGAUGGGGUCGUGGCUGUAUUGGCGCAACGAGUUGAUCUACACUUUAUUCAGAAAAAAAACGGGACAAUAUAGCCGUUUCCAUGAACAUGUAGUAUGUGCUGUGCUUGCGUCAAGCAAAG
This is a messenger RNA of Polychytrium aggregatum, 1665 nucleotides long. RefSeq lists its product as uncharacterized. Gene Ontology annotation, biological process: nucleotide-sugar metabolic process. The transcript has 7 exons. Gene Ontology annotation, molecular function: dTDP-glucose 4,6-dehydratase activity. The coding region runs from base 165 to 1211 and encodes 348 amino acids. Lineage: Eukaryota; Fungi; Chytridiomycota; Chytridiomycetes; Polychytriales. The record is from RefSeq and is a predicted model, not a curated record.